UAUCUAUUUUCAAUUCCAGUCUAUGAUACUAAGGAAUCUAAAUUAUUUGAUCUUGUGACCAGACCAGUUGUGUUUUCCGAACAUUGGUUUUUGUGGCACUUCAAAUUAUUGAAAACGAGAAUGUCGUCAAAAGAUAGAAUUCCAAUUUUUCCUUCGCGAGGUGCCCAGAUGCAAAUGAAAGCCCGUCUGGCUGGUGCCCAUAAAGGUCACGGGUUGCUUAAGAAGAAAGCCGAUGCACUCCAAAUGAGAUUUCGUAUGAUCCUUAGCAAGAUAAUUGAGACUAAAACUUUGAUGGGGGAAGUUAUGAAAGAGGCAGCUUUCUCCUUAGCGGAGGCCAAAUUCCUUUCUGGAGACUUCAAUCAGGUUGUAUUGCAAAACGUUACCAAGGCCCAAAUUAAAAUUCGAACCAAAAAAGAUAAUGUUGCUGGUGUAACAUUGCCAGUGUUCGAAUCUUAUCAGGAUGGGAGUGAUACGUAUGAACUAACAGGUUUGGCCAAGGGUGGUCAGCAAAUGCAGAAGCUGAAAAAAAAUUACCAAAGUGCUGUCAAGUUAUUGGUAGAGCUGGCUUCCCUUCAAACAUCAUUUGUCACUUUGGAUGAAGUUAUCAAAAUCACCAAUAGACGAGUUAAUGCUAUUGAACACGUGAUAAUUCCAAGAAUCGAUCGCACAUUAGCGUACAUUAUUUCAGAAUUGGAUGAACUUGAGAGAGAAGAAUUUUACCGUUUAAAAAAAAUACAGGAUAAAAAACGUAUUGCCAAAAAGAAAGAAGAAGCUCGGAAGGCAGCAUUGCUGGAGAAAGGUAUCGAUGUUCGAAGUCAGGCAAACCUGCUCGAUGAAGGUGAUGAUGAUAUUCUAUUUUAAAAAUCACACAUGCUAAGCCUCCCCAUAAAAAGUAAGGAGGUUUGAAAAGAAAAACAGUAAAAGGUUUUGAGUAAACACAUGUAAUAUUAUGUUACAUAAUAAUAUUGUUAUUGUAAAAUAUUUUUAACUUCCCCUAUGUUAUGUCUGCGCAGUCAAAAGAGAUAUCCGCUUUUUUCGAUAAGUUUCGCUUUAUCAAUAAAAUAAAAUAUAUAU
Messenger RNA from Wyeomyia smithii (pitcher-plant mosquito), 1074 nucleotides. It is a transcript of the gene Vha36-1, whose product is annotated as V-type proton ATPase subunit D 1. Gene Ontology annotation, cellular component: proton-transporting V-type ATPase complex. Bases 121 to 861 code for a protein of 246 amino acids. The record is from RefSeq and is a predicted model, not a curated record. Gene Ontology annotation, molecular function: proton-transporting ATPase activity, rotational mechanism. The transcript has 5 exons. Lineage: Eukaryota; Metazoa; Arthropoda; Insecta; Diptera; Culicidae.